GCACGCAGACAGAUACGCCGCCUGUCGAGGAUGAGCAAAAGGAUGCAAGGAGCAGCAGUGCCAGUAGCAGCAGGAGAAGAAGCAGGAGGAUCAGAAGCUGGAGAUGGAGCAGUGUGUGCAAAUGUUGUGCGAGCCAUUAAUCACACGAUUUCAUGAAUACAUCAGCCAGUGAGGCGCAGAGUCGGCCAGACGAUGUUACCAAGCCUAGGACAAGAACUCACACACACACACACACCCGGAGACACACGCACUCAGCCACACACACAAGCAAGCCAACAUAAACGCAAC
This is a messenger RNA of Drosophila melanogaster (fruit fly), 288 nucleotides long. RefSeq lists its product as uncharacterized. The record is from RefSeq and is marked reviewed. NCBI's taxonomy places the organism in Eukaryota, Metazoa, Arthropoda, Insecta, Diptera, Drosophilidae. The transcript has a single exon. The coding region runs from base 122 to 172 and encodes 16 amino acids.